GUUAUCCUGCUAUGCCCUCGAUCUCUGAUAUUGCCGCCACCAGCCCACCCGAACCGCGGCGGCUUCGGACGCUGCUUGUUGACAACUACGACUCGUACACGUUCAAUCUACUGCAACUUCUGGUACAGAGCCAUGGCGCACACAAAGACGCACAGUCGAACAUUAUUGUGAUCCGCAAUAACCAGUACUCGUGGGAAGAAGUGCGUGAUAAGAUUCUGCCCCACAUUGAUAACGUAAUCAUAUCGCCGGGCCCCGGCAACCCGUCGCGCAAAGAGGACUUUGGCAUAUGCGAGGAGCUGAUCCGCAGUUCCCUCAAGCCCCUACUGGGCCGAUUUUCGGUGCGUCUAUUGUUCGUUGUCUGGUACCAGUCCACGGGCAGACGAGCAAGGUCCAGGUUGAGCCACAGGCACGGUCUGAUGAGCCCGGGUUGUUUGACGGCGUCCCCGAUCUGUUCGAGGUCAAGGGAGGGCUUUCCGGAGGAAUUGCAGGUUUUGGCGCGGGCUACAGGCACGGUUUGUGCGGAUAGUGCAGAGGGCGCGAGGACAGUCGAAACAUCGGAUAUCAUGGCGCUCAGGCACCGAAGCCUGCCCCUGUAUGGCGUGCAGUUCCACCCAGAGUCGAUCUGUUCCGAGUACGGCGCGCGCAUCCUUGACAACUUUUACCGCAUAACCGAGUGGUUCGCUGGCAAGCAGGAGCCAGGGCCGAUUCCCGCCCAUGUGCAGGCUAUGUCGCUGCUAUCGCUGGACGAUAAGGUGUGGAACAGCAACUCGGUGCAUUCACCAAGGCAGCCUCGGUUUUCGCUUUUUGCCGAUGUGGUCGAUCUCGGAUCAGUUCAGAAGCCCACGGAUAUCGGCAGCAGGCUGUUUCAGCACCUGUAUGGUAAUGAUGACAUGCCCCUGUGGCUUGACAGCGCCAAGGCAGGCGAUGCCAACAGCAACAUAUCGGUGAUGGCCUCGGGCAGGUCCACACACAGUGCGACCGUCCGGUACACAGUCCAUGAUCGCAAAAUCAGCGCUGUCCAGUUUCCCGAGUUUGGCCAGGAGCAUCGUGAACUGGACAAGCACCACUUGCCAGCAGCCGACGGGGUUAGUUUCUGGACGUGGAUGCAGUCGAUUGCUAAUGACACGCAGAUUUCGGGACGGCCUGCUGACGUGCAGUGGUGUGCGCAGGACCGCCGUUUGGACGACGAGCUAAGAGGACUAGGGUUCCGGUGCGGGUGGGUCGGGUAUUUCGGGUACGAGAUGAAGUCAGAGACAGUCGCAGAGGAUCCCUUACACAAGGACCCUGUGUUUGUCAACGAAGAAGACGGCAGAUUGCCUGAUGCGCAGCUCUCGUUUGUUGAUCGGUGCGUGGUGCUGGAUCACCGGUGCGACCCCCCUCGUGCAUUCAUUCUUGCCUUGGCUAACAGCAUACCGCACACUCCCAAUGGUACGAGCACAGGGGAUGCGUGCACCGCCCCGUGGGUAUAUCAGCUGGCGGGAACAGGUGACGAUGCAAUGCAGUGGAUUGCUAAGCAAGUGCAGUCGAUUUCAUCGUGGGCAGCAUCAUGCAAAGAGCCUGCAGCUGUAGCAGCUGCCACUCCCCAGUAUAGUAACGCGCUGAGCAGCCUGGAGCCGACUAUGCCACGGGACACGUAUAUUUCUGAGAUCCGCCAGGCCAAGGACUGGAUUGCGCAGGGCGAGUCCUACGAGAUCUGUCUGACUAACCAGUUCCAUAUUGCGCUUGACCAGCACCUUGCGCCGGUUAGAUCAGCGCAGGACAUGCAGCAGCUGUACCAGUUCAUGCGGGCACGCAAUCCGGCGCCCUAUGGAGCGCUCAUGUACUUUCCCGAUAUCAAAAUGGGCCUGGCGUCGUGCAGUCCGGAGCGGUUCCUGCGCAUCGAGCAAGCAUCUGAUUCGGGCGAGCGGUGGGGCACGGCCCGGCGCGACCCGAAGCCCACUUGCCGUGCAGUGGCAAAAAGCCUGCAGGAGAACGUCAAGGAGCGGGCAGAGAACCUGAUGAUUGUCGAUCUGAUCCGGCAUGAUCUGAACUGGAUCGCAGAGCGCGGCUGCGUGCAGACGUAUGCGUCGGUGCACCAGAUGGUGACAACGGUGAGAGCGCAGAUCAGGCGCAAUGUGGGCGAUGUGGCGGCACUGGCCCACUGCUUCCCGCCGGGCUCGAUGACCGGCGCGCCAAAGCGCCGCACACUGCAGAUUCUGCACGGGCUCGAGAGAGAUCAACAGAAGAGGGCGACGCCGCGCGGUGUAUACUCGGGAUGUCUGGGCGUGGUCAUUAGAACAGCGGUGGUAGAUCGGAGAGGCAGCAGGCUAAGUGCAGGUGCAGGCGGCGCGCUGACGAUCCUGUCUGAUCCUGAGGAGGAGUGGACGGAGUACAUUGGAGCCAGGCAGAUUUAAGAAAUACAUUGGUGAAU
Molecule: messenger RNA, 2410 nt
Organism: Linderina pennispora
Lineage: Eukaryota; Fungi; Kickxellomycota; Kickxellomycetes; Kickxellales; Kickxellaceae
Product: ADC synthase
Exons: 9
Coding region: 12-2393 (793 amino acids)
Biological process (GO): L-tryptophan biosynthetic process
Source: RefSeq, a predicted model, not a curated record